Perkinsus marinus ATCC 50983 is the source of this 519-nucleotide messenger RNA. RefSeq names its product 20 kDa cyclophilin precursor, putative. Bases 1 to 519 code for a protein of 172 amino acids. Gene Ontology annotation, molecular function: peptidyl-prolyl cis-trans isomerase activity. Lineage: Eukaryota; Perkinsozoa; Perkinsida; Perkinsidae. The record is from RefSeq and is a predicted model, not a curated record. The transcript is spliced from 5 exons. Gene Ontology annotation, biological process: protein peptidyl-prolyl isomerization.
AUGUUUCACAGGGGCCUUCUACACCUAGCCAGGCCUCGAGUGUUCUUCGAUGUCAAGAUCGGCAAGGCCCCAGCUGGAAGGGUGGAGUUCAUGCUCUUCAACGAUGUUUGUCCACUGACUGCCGAGAACUUCCGAGCUCUUUGCACCGGAGAGAAAGGCCUCGGUGCAUCGAAUAAGCCCCUGUUUUACAAGGACUCUCGCAUGCAUCGUAUUAUACCCAAAUUCAUGAUACAGGGCGGUGAUUUCACCAAAGGCAACGGCACCGGCGGGGAGUCCAUCUACGGUUUCCAAUUCCGAGACGAAAAUUUCGACUUGAGACAUAACGAGCCAUUCCUGCUCUCUAUGGCCAACGCCGGUCCCAACACCAAUGGCAGUCAGUUCUUCAUCACCACUGUACCCUGCCCUUGGUUGGACGGCAAACAUACCGUUUUCGGCAAGGUCGUGGCUGGUACUGACGUAGUGAAGAAAAUGGAGUCCGUAGGCACCAAUCGUGAGUAUCUUAUGUUCCUCCGUGUAUGA